Molecule: messenger RNA, 444 nt
Organism: Paramecium octaurelia
Lineage: Eukaryota; Ciliophora; Oligohymenophorea; Peniculida; Parameciidae
Source: the annotation of a GenBank genome assembly
AUGAAUCAAUAUGUUUAUUUUAAUGAUUUGAAGGAAAUGCAACACUACGCCAGAAAAAAUCAACUCUCAUUAUAUGCAUACAAGAAAUCUGUGUAUAAUUUGACGGAUUACGCUGAGAAUCAUCCUAGUAGUGAAGCUUACGUGUAACAUUAUCAAAAUCAGGAUGUUACGCAUACUCAAUUCAAUAAGAAAAUUCUCAAAACUCACAUAGAAAUCAUAUCAACUUUGCAAGAAUAUAUAAUUGGAUACAUUCAGAGACAUGACAAAUAAAUUAUAACAUACAAAUCCUCUAAAUCCAUUAUCGAAUAAACCAAAAAAAGAUUAAGAGAAAGCACUGUACCAUUUUAUGAAGACAUCCCAGAAGAUUGUUCAAUUACUAGAUUACCCAUACUAACUACCAAUAAAAGAUUUCACUCUCAAAAGACCAUUAGAAUGCCUAAAUGA